Messenger RNA from Nematostella vectensis (starlet sea anemone), 4896 nucleotides. RefSeq names its product kelch-like protein 5. The transcript has a single exon. Gene Ontology annotation, molecular function: protein binding. The record is from RefSeq and is a predicted model, not a curated record. NCBI's taxonomy places the organism in Eukaryota, Metazoa, Cnidaria, Anthozoa, Actiniaria, Edwardsiidae. The coding region runs from base 1126 to 2394 and encodes 422 amino acids.
UUACCUUAAAAUCAGGAAAAACAACUAUUUGAUUGUUCUUGGGAAAAUCAAAUGAUAUUACCCCUAGAAGUGACCAGAAUUCAUCAAAUGAAAAUCAAAUGAUAUUACCCCGAGAAGUGACCAGAAUUCAUCAAAUGAUAUUACCCCGAGAAGUGACCAGAAUUCAUCAAAUGAAAAUCAAAUGAUAUUACCCCGAGAAGUGACCAGAAUUCAUCAAAUGAAAAUCAAAUGAUAUUACCAGGAGAAGUGACCAGAAUUCGUCAAAUGAAAAUCAAAUGAUAUUACCCCGAGAAGUGACCAGAAUACAUCAAAUGACAAUCAAAUAAUAUUACCCCGAGAAGCGACCAUAGAAUUCAUCCGUGGAGAACCUGUGCAAUAACUCUAUAGGCAUUAUUGUCAAAAGUUCUUAAAAUUGCACUUCGUUGUAAUAAUGGGGAUUAUUUUCUCCUGUUAAAAUACUGCAUGAAUUAUUAAUGAAUAAACGGAGAUAUACAUUUUAAAGGUUUUUUAGACUUUCCAAAUUCAGCAUCAUUAUAUAAAAUUUUGAUCAAUAUACUAGAUUUCAAGCAUACAUAUAUUUGCAAAACGCAGACUACAAGACACAGACUGUAAGAAAUGAAGACAAGUGGCAUGGUUUGGUUUAUUUUUAUGUAAAUCAAACCGUGGUUAUAUGGCAAUUGAAAUACAUGCAGCUCGUCGGUUGGGGAUCCUUCCUGCGAUAAAAAAGGCCUUCUGGAAUAUUCUUCUGUCUUUAUUCGACGAAGCAAGCAUUGUUAAGUAAAUAAAGCCAGUUUUUCAAGGCUAGAAAUCUUAGGUGGAAUACGGAAUAUCGGUAACUAAGCGACUCGAACAACGAGAAAACUUGCAACUUUAUGCAGAUGUGAUUUUUUUUUUGGCAAACUUUAUGUUUACAAUAGAAAGCCGUACGCCUGAUUGCAGAUAGCGGAAAUGUUUUAAUUUAAUGUUACGAUAAUUUAAUGUUACGGUUAAUGUGGUGACGAGUUAUCGUUAAAAGAACCUUAAUUAGCUGCACAACAAGUUCUCACCAAAACGGCAAGUUUCAAUACAAGGAUUGUUAUUAUUUUUAUCAACCAUAGAAGUAUUUUUAGGCUGAAUUGCGUUUAAAUGGAGCCAGUAUUAAGAGAGUGGCUUUCAAACUGUUGCUCGCUACCAAAAGAGAUCAAAGCGAAACUUGAACAGAUGAUUGACGCGAGAAAGGAGCCCAAAAUCCGCUGGGAGAAGAGACUUGGAUCAGUGAUAGAUCUGAACGACCCAGCGCUGACAAAACUUGAAGAGGAGUUCGAGAAUCCGAAAGCUGAGCCCGACCUUGAAAAGCUUGCAGCUCUCCAGGAGAGAAUUCUAAAAGUUUUGAGCCAGGUAAAGGCUAUUCCGGCAGAGGUAAAGGAUAAAAUCGAGACAAAGUUUAAACGCCAUAAUAAUGAAAUCGAAUACUGCGAGUCAUUGGAGAGUGUUUAUUACAAUGGCGAAGAUUACGAGUCAAGCUAUGACAUUAUCGAGUUAAGAGAAUUUAUUUUUUUGAUCGGAGGAUCCGAGGAUGGACAAGGAAACGAACCUGUUAAUACAGUCCAAGCCUAUGAUUGCACAAACAAGACCUGGGAAACGCUCCCACCGCUACCUGCGAGAACAACCGCCUGCUCUGCUGCAACAAUCACUGGGAUUCCGGCGAUUGUUGUUCUCGGAGGUUACGGUGGAUGGAAAGCACUUAACACCGUACAAGUGUUUGAUUUCGUAACUAGACGGUGGAGCGUUAUUCAGUACAUGCGCAAGCGGCGUUGGGGGGCAUUCGCGAUGGGUACGGAGCACGGGGUCGUGGUUGCCGGAGGGUGUGAUCAGGGUAGUGUCUUGAGAAGUGCGGAGCUGUACAGCGUGCGCCGUAAAACAUGGUACACCCUCCCAUCCAUGAAAACGCCAAGGUGCAACUUCGCAGGGGCGCUCAUAGGACGCAAACUGAUCGUGGCGGGGGGAGGGGAUGGGUUCUACUUUAACAGCGCUUUGAGAUCUGUGGAGAUCUUCGACGGGGAUAAAGGGGAGUGGAGGAAUCUCCCCCACAUGAAGUAUAGGAGGUAUGGCUGUACUGCUGUGACGAGAGACAGACUCUUCAUCGUCCUUGGUGGGUGUGACGAGGAGGGUAAAGAUGUCGUCGAGGUGGAGGUGUUUAACGAACAAAUGCGUGAAUGGUCCGAGAUUCCGCCUAUUCCGGCAUCUGGCUCUCUGUGUCGGGCGACAAUAGUGGACAACAAACUGCUAGUGAUCAACGCUGACAGCUCUGUACAUAAGGCGUUCACAUAUGACUUUGAGUUACAAAGGUGGGACGAAUACAUGGAUUUACCAAAAGGGCGAAACGCCUUUGCUAUAGCAACCAUCGGCGUGUAGAAUACCAGAAUACCAUACGCAUAGCAGGCGUGUAUUUAUGUUCUGGGGCAUACUGCUCUUAAAGGGAUUAGAAGAGUUAAAAUUAGUUUUGAUUCGUAUAUUUAAUAGCCAGUAGUCAUGAGAUUAAGAAAACUGGGAAGGGGCACAGUCACACCCUACUGGUGUUUAAUUUUAGAAAAAAAAAACAAAUGAAGGGGGCCCCCUGUAAACGUUAUGGAGAGCUUUAAAAUGAUUAAUCAAACCGGGAUUUGGCACAAUUUACAGAACAAGGCAAAUGUAAAAAAAUCUUUUUUAUAAAUGUUAAUCUUUUGUCUCUUUAUUAUUAGUAAUCUGUUGAAUAUCUUUACUAUUAUAAGCGUUAGAAACAAAAAAUGUUUUCUGAUGAUGGGGAAGAUCAAAGGAAUCAAAAUCGUCGCCGAGAAAGCAUAUAAUUUAUGCCUGGAAUAGGAUAUGCUUUGGAAGCUUAUUCAAUUACUUGAUUUUUGGUCUUCUGAGAUGUGUCUGAUAAUACAAAUGAAGAUCUAGAUUGGUUUGCUUACGUUGAGAAAGGCUAGCAAAUACGUAUGGAGACGAGAAACAGAUCGUUUCGCUAUGGAACUAAAAUUCCUUUAACGGCAUGAGAAUUAUGAAGAAGCCGCCAUGUUAGCUAGUGCUAUCUUCAAGAACUUGGUUCUGGGACUUUUGUAAUGUGUCAUCAUAAUUUGUUCGCCUGAGAAAGAAAUGCAAACACGUGAAACGUGUUCCACAGCUAGACAUCGAAGCUGAACUUAAUGUUGAAGAAUUUGCAAACGAAGGUACUGUGUGUUGGAUUUGAUUCAAUGAGAUAUUUAAUUUUUGAAAAUUAUGAGCUAAGCUGUUGAAGAAUGUUGUAGAAAUACUUACAGUGAUUACAAAUAUCUCAAAUAAUUGUGUUUUUGUUUUCAACGAUUAAUAUAAUGGAUCCUGCGAAAAAAAAAUUUUUUUUUUGUAAAAUACCUUAUUACAAUAAAUUUUCGCGACGUCAAAAUUUUGCGAUUUUGAAAUUCGGGACACUUUUUUUCGCACUUUUUUCUAUGUUUGUAAAAAAAAUAAAUCACUAUAUUUUUGCGAUUUCGCGAUUUGGGAUACUAAAAUCAACCGCGGUGAUCCUGGUUCCUAAAACUUCUUGGUUCCUAGUCAGUUCCUAGUCAGUUCCUAAUCAGUUCCUAAUGGUUAAGGGGGAGGGGAGGUUAUUUUUAAUAACAAAAAAAAAAUAGAAAUUACCUAUUUUCUGUAUACAAUUGAAAUGUACGGCUGGAAAUACGCCAACAUUAUUUUUUUACAUCGAUUUUUGCGCUAUUUAGCGGAUAAAUGCUAAAUUUCUAUUUGAGUCAUUACUAAGUGCAAAACAUUCAUAGAUAGAAGGAAGGAACAAGGAAAGGUCAACUAACGCUUAGUCCGGUCACGCUCGUAAGCGCCUGGGUACGAGGCAGGGAACUGAUUAGGAACUGACUUAGGAACUGAUUAGGAACUGAUUAGGAACUGACUUAGGAACUGACUAGGAACUGACUAGGAACUGAUUAGGAACUGACUUAGGAACUGACUAGGAACUGACUAGGAACUGAGGACUUUGGAACUAGGAUCAACGCGGUCUAAAAUCAAGCCAAACAAGUGGAAUUAAAAUGUGCUGUAAUCAUCAAAACUGAAACAAUUUGUAACAAAAAAGGAUGCGUGUGUUAAAUUUAGUUUCAUAAAAAUCUAUAAAUACAAGUCCAACUUAACCCCUAACCGUACUAAAUGCAAAUUAGACCAAGUUCAAACGUAUCAUCCAUGAUCCGUAUUCAAUGCAAAUGCAUGGAAAUGAAGAUAAGACAAUUGACUUGAUUCAUUUGCAUGCAUUUGCAUUGAAUACGGCUCAUGGAUAACACUACGUUUAAACAUAGCAGAUGACUAAUUAGCCAAGCUAUUAAGCCCCGUGCAAACUGCGCCAGCACCUGCCAUCAUUGCUGGCGAAUUUUCACUUGACUGACUAUAGGACAAAGGAAAUGUCAAAAUGGGAAAUGGCCUUUCUGACAUUUCCUUUGUCUGGUGGUCAGUCGAGCAAGAAUUCGCUAGCAAUGCUGGCAGGUGCUUGCGCAGUUUGCACGGGGCUUUACCAUAAAUCUUAUUAAACGGACAAUAUUAACCCAAAACUUCUUAUGUACUCACUUAAUUUUCGCGACACUUAAUUUUAGCGAAUCUUUUUAAAUCGCAAAAUUCGCGAAAAUAUAGUGACGCGAAAAUUAACUGUAAUAAGGUAAGCUCUACUGUAAGGAACAUAUCGUCACAAGGUGACGGGUCCUGUUCUGGUAAACAUUAUAAGCGUAGAACAUUAAAACGGGUCCUGUUCUGGUAAACAUUAUAAGCGUAGAACAUUAAAACGGGUCCUGUUCUGGUAAACAUCAAAAGCGUAGAACAAUCAAACGUUCAAAAAAAAAAAAAAAAUUAAAACACAUCGUUUUUGUAUUGCCUUUACUCAGAUACAAUAAAACCCGCCAACUCGUA